Rattus rattus (black rat) is the source of this 6858-nucleotide messenger RNA. It is a transcript of the gene Baz1b, whose product is annotated as bromodomain adjacent to zinc finger domain 1B. The transcript is spliced from 19 exons. Gene Ontology annotation, molecular function: histone H2AXY142 kinase activity; protein binding. Gene Ontology annotation, cellular component: WICH complex. Lineage: Eukaryota; Metazoa; Chordata; Mammalia; Rodentia; Muridae. Gene Ontology annotation, biological process: chromatin remodeling. The record is from RefSeq and is a predicted model, not a curated record. The coding region runs from base 764 to 5191 and encodes 1475 amino acids.
GCACCACACGGACAGUGAGUGCCCGGAUGUCGGUGUCGCCGUCGGUGACAGAUGGCGCAAUGUCUGUAUCUAUGACAGGGCUUUCUGCUCUGACCUCUUUGAGUCUUCCGCUUUUCGUCCUCCCCCUCCCACUUGCUGUCCCAUUACUUUUUAAGUCCGCCACUGGAGGCCCGCAUGCCAGUCACCGGCUCUUACAUAACGUGACCUUUCACCUUUUCAGACUGCCCUCUAGUGCGCUGCAACUAAACUUUGUGGCUGGGGCCCAGGGGGCGGGACUCGACCGCGGAGCGGCAGUCUCUCUGAGCCAAUAGGCUACGAAUGCCGACCAGUCCUCCGCCUAUCGGAGCAUCCGCCCCAGGGCGCCACGGAGAAGCAAGUUAGUCUGUGCGCUGGCCCGGCAGCGGGGGGGAGGAAGGGAAUCUCCCGCCAUUUUUCAAUAAUUUCCUCCCGUGCCCGCUGGAGAGGAGUCGUGACUAGCGGCCGCCGCAGCGGAGAUCAGCGUAAGGUGAAAGCUGCCGGAAGGAGCGAGCAGAAUCUCUCCAGUUUUUCCCCUCGAGGCGUUCCCCUUGCUUCCAUGGCCGUGGCGCGGUCCCGCCAGCUCUGAGGGAAGCCGGAGUUCGCGCCGCCCUCUCACCCCUCCCCUCCCCCAUCGCCCCGGGAGCCAGGCGCUUCGCUAGCUCGUUCGCCCGGGGCUGCCGGGGCCUAGCGCUGCGCAGCGGAGCGGUCGAGCCUUCGGCGCUCCGUCCCUGCCGGCGCUGCCGCGAUGGCGCCGCUGCUGGGCCGCAAGCCCUUUCCUCUGGUGAAACCGCUGCCCGGAGAGGAGCCGCUCUUUACCAUCCCGCACACUCAAGAGGCCUUCCGCACCCGGGAAGAGUAUGAAGCCCGCUUGGAACGAUACAGCGAGCGCAUUUGGACCUGUAAGAGCACAGGAAGCAGUCAGCUAACACACAAGGAGGCCUGGGAGGAAGAACAGGAAGUUGCUGAACUUUUGAAGGAAGAGUUCCCUAACUGGUAUGAGAAGCUUGUUCUGGAAAUGGUUCACCAUAACACAGCCUCCUUAGAGAAGCUUGUAGAUUCCGCCUGGUUAGAAAUCAUGACCAAAUAUGCUGUGGGAGAAGAGUGUGACUUUGAGGUAGGAAAGGAGAAAAUGCUCAAAGUGAAGAUUGUGAAGAUUCAUCCUUUGGAGAAAGUUGAUGAAGAGGCUGCUGAGAAGAAAUCUGACGGGACCUGUGAUUCUCCAUCAAGUGACAAGGAGAAUUCCAGUCAAAUGGCUCAGGACCACCAGAAGAAGGAGACAGUAGUCAAAGAGGACGAAGGCAGGAGAGAGAGUAUUAAUGACAGAGCACGUAGGUCUCCGCGAAAACUUCCUACUUCGUUAAAAAAAGGAGAAAGGAAAUGGGCUCCUCCAAAAUUUCUGCCUCACAAAUACGAUGUGAAGCUACAGAGUGAGGAUAAGAUCAUCAGCAAUGUGCCUGCAGACAGCUUGGUUCGGACAGAGCGACCCCCAAAUAAGGAGAUACUCCGAUACUUCAUCCGGCAUAACGCCUUACGCGCUGGUACUGGGGAGAAUGCGCCUUGGGUGGUAGAAGAUGAACUGGUGAAGAAGUAUUCCCUGCCCAGCAAGUUCAGUGACUUUUUACUUGACCCAUAUAAGUAUAUGACUCUCAAUCCCUCUACCAAGAGGAAGAAUACUGGAUCUCCAGACAGGAAGCCCUCAAAGAAACCUAAGAGAGACAAUUCUUCUCUGAGUUCCCCACUAAACCCUAAGCUGUGGUGUCAUGUGCACUUGGAGAAGUCGUUAAAUGGCCCGCCACUCAAAGUAAAGAACUCAAAGAAUUCCAAGUCUCCAGAAGAACAUUUGGAAGAGGUGAUGAAAAUUAUGUCCCCCAACAAGCUACACAGCUUCCACAUUCCUAAGAAAGGCCCGUCCACCAAGAAGCCGGGGAAGCACAGCGACAAACCUCUGAAGGCCAAGGGCAGGGGCAAAGGCAUCCUGAACGGACAGAAGUCCACAGGCAACUCCAAGUCGCCCAGCAAGUGUGUGAAGACGCCUAAGACCAAAAUGAAGCAGAUGACUUUGUUGGAUAUGGCCAAAGGGACUCAGAAGAUGACUCGCACCCCGCGGAGUUCUGGGGGUGUGCCAAGGUCUUCUGGCAAACCCCAUAAACACUUGCCACCUGCAGCCCUGCAUCUGAUCGCCUAUUACAAAGAAAAUAAAGACAAAGAGGACAAGAAGAGCGCCCUGUCCUGUGUAAUCUCCAAAACAGCACGGCUUCUCUCCAGUGAAGACAGAGCCCGUCUUCCAGAGGAGCUCCGGGCUCUUGUCCAGAAACGCUAUGAGCUCCUGGAACAUAAAAAGAGGUGGGCCUCUAUGUCUGAAGAGCAACGGAAAGAAUAUUUGAAAAAGAAACGACAGGAGCUAAAGGAGAGGUUGCGGGAAAAAGCCAAAGAACGGAGAGAGAAAGAAAUGCUGGAGAGGUUAGAAAAGCAGAAGCGAUAUGAGGACCAGGAGUUAGGUGGCAGAAACCUCCCGACAUUCAGGCUGGUAGAUACCCCUGAGGGGCUGCCCAACACCCUUUUUGGGGAUGUGGCCCUGGUAGUGGAGUUCCUGAGCUGUUACUCCGGGUUGCUCUUGCCUGAUGCUCAGUACCCUAUCACUGCUGUGUCCCUAAUGGAAGCCCUGAGUGCAGAUAAAGGUGGUUUUCUGUACUUGAACAGAGUGCUGGUCAUCCUGCUACAGACCUUACUGCAGGAUGAAAUUGCAGAAGACUAUGGAGAACUGGGCAUGAAGCUGUCGGAAAUCCCCCUCACCCUGCACUCUGUCUCAGAGCUGGUCCGGCUCUGCUUGCGCAGGUGUGACGUCCAGGAAGACAGCGAGGGCUCAGACACAGAUGACAAUAAAGAUUCAACACCAUUUGAGGACAACGAGGUACAGGACGAGUUCCUAGAGAAGUUGGAGACAUCCGAAUUCUUUGAGCUGACCUCAGAGGAGAAGCUACGGAUAUUGACAGCUCUGUGCCACCGGAUCCUCAUGACGUACUCUGUGCAAGACCACAUGGAGACCAGACAGCAGAUGUCUGCAGAGUUGUGGAAGGAGCGGCUUGCCGUGCUGAAGGAGGAGAAUGAUAAGAAGAGAGCAGAGAAACAAAAGCGCAAGGAGAUGGAAGCCAGAAAUAAGGAAAAUGGCAAAGAGGAGAACGUGCUAGGCAAAGUGGACAGGAAGAAGGAAAUUGUGAAGAUUGAAAACCAAGUGGAAGUGGAAGCAGAUGACAUGAUUAGUGCUGUCAAGAGCAGAAGGCUGCUUAGCAUGCAAGCUAAGAGGAAGCGGGAAAUCCAGGAGAGAGAAACAAAAGUGAGAUUGGAACGGGAAGCUGAAGAGGAGCGAGUGCGGAAGCACAAGGCUGCGGCAGAGAAGGCUUUCCAGGAAGGGAUUGCCAAGGCGAAGCUCGUCCUGCGCAGGACACCAAUUGGGACAGACCGCAACCACAACCGAUACUGGCUCUUCUCAAAUGAGGUCCCAGGGUUAUUCAUUGAGAAGGGCUGGGUCCAUAACAGCAUUGACUACCGGUUUAAGAAUCACCGCAAAGACCACAACAAUCUACCUGAUGAUGAUUACUGUCCCCGCAGUAAGAAAGCAAACCUAGGCAAAAACGCAAGUGUGAAUGCACACCAUGGAUCAGCACUAGAAGCUGUGGAGACCACUGUGCCCAAGCAAGGACAGAACCUAUGGUUUCUGUGUGACAGUCAGAAGGAACUGGAUGAGUUGCUCAAUUGCCUUCAUCCUCAGGGAAUAAGGGAAAGUCAGCUUAAAGAGAGACUGGAGAAAAGGUACCAAGAAAUUACACACUCCAUUCAUCUGGCUCGGAAGCCAAAUUUGGGUCUAAAAUCUUGUGACGGCAACCAGGAGCUCUUAAACUUCCUGAGGAGUGAUCUCAUCGAAGUGGCGACGAGGCUGCAGAAAGGAGGACUUGGCUACAUGGAGGGAACAUCCGAGUUUGAAGCCCGGGUCAUCUCCUUAGAGAAACUGAAGGAUUUUGGUGAAUGCGUCAUCGCCCUUCAAGCCAGUGUCAUAAAGAAAUUUCUGCAAGGAUUCAUGGCUCCCAAACAGAAGAAACGGAAACUCCAAAGUGAAGACUUCACGAAGUCCGAGGAAGUAGAUGAAGAGAAGAAAAUGGUAGAGGAAGCAAAGGUUGCCUCUGCCCUGGAGAAAUGGAAAACCGCCAUCCGUGAGGCACAGACCUUCUCCAGAAUGCACGUCCUCCUUGGGAUGCUGGAUGCGUGUAUCAAGUGGGAUAUGUCUGCAGAAAACGCCAGAUGCAAGGUUUGCCGGAAGAAAGGUGAGGAUGACAAGCUGAUCCUGUGUGACGAGUGUAAUAAAGCCUUCCACCUGUUCUGUCUGAGGCCGGCCCUCUAUGAAGUACCAGAUGGCGAGUGGCAGUGUCCAGCUUGCCAGCCUCCUACUGCCAGGCGCAAUUCCCGUGGCAGGAAUUACACUGAAGAGUCUACCUCUGAGGACAGCGAAGGUGAUGAGAGUGGUGACGAGGAAGAGGAGGAGGAGGAAGAGGAAGAAGAGGAUUAUGAAGUGGCCGGCUUGCGGUUGAGACCCCGGAAGACCAUUCGAGGCAAGCAGAGUGUCAUCCCCGCAGCAAGGCCAGGCCGACCACCGGGUAAGAAGUCACAUGCUGCCAGACGGUCACGGCCAAAGGAUGACACGGAGGUCGAUGAGCUGGUACUUCAGACCAAGCGUAGCUCAAGGAGGCAGAGUCUGGAGCUACAAAAGUGUGAGGAAAUCCUUCACAAAUUAGUAAAGUACCGCUUCAGCUGGCCCUUCCGGGAGCCUGUGACCAGAGACGAGGCUGAGGACUACUAUGAUGUGAUCGACCACCCCAUGGACUUCCAGACCAUGCAGAACAAAUGCUCCUGCGGGAACUAUCGGUCUGUGCAGGAGUUCCUCACCGACGUGAAGCAAGUGUUUGCCAAUGCUGAGCUCUACAACUGCCGAGGCAGCCACGUGCUGAGUUGCAUGGAGAAGACAGAGCAGUGCCUGCUGGCCCUGCUGCAAAAACACCUCCCCGGCCACCCCUACGUCCGCAGGAAACGCAGGAAGUUUCCUGAUAGGCUUGCUGAUGAUGAAGGGGACAGUGAUUCAGAGUCUGUCGGACAGUCCAGGGGACGAAGACAGAAGAAGUAAAGAGGCAGGGUCCUAGUGAGGGAGCUGAGGAGGGGGGACAGGAGGAGACCUCCAAGGGGUGUGGGAGAGGCAGGGAAGCUGGGAGGAUUUAAAGGGGAAGUGACGGUAGGUAGCAUCCAGAAAGGCCUGUCACUCCAUGCUUGGGCUUUUCUGCAACUCCCAUGGGGCCUUUUUCAAGCAAAGCCAAGCUCUUGGGGAGAAUCGAGCUAACCUGAUGCGCCCUGCCCAGAGAGCUAGCGGCAGAUGUGGGCCCCACCUUGAGUUCUGAGGUGGGGGAAGCCUAGAUAUGGCUUCUCCUGUGAGCUCUGCCCUGCUCUCCUCCUCUUCCUCCUCCUCCUCCUCCCACCUCAUUACAGCAGUGCCAAGCCCCCGGUCUCAGAGAGGGUGUCGUACCCACAGUAGGAAGGAGCGUCAUCAGGCCACGCUGGGUGAGGUGUGGAUCUUUGGAAUUUAUAUUUAUACACAGUCCUAUUUCUUUACAUCCGCACUGUCUCUUCCUCCUCCUCCCUCUCAGGUGACAGUAUCAGCGAGUGCCAUACAGAAUUCUGUGUUCACCAGCAUCUUGGGACAGUGUGGGCUUUGAGUUGAUUGUGGCAGAGUAGAGGGACAUUUUCUGGAGCUGUCCCUGAGGACUGUCUACAUUGUGGCAGCCCUUCCUACCCUCACCCGACUCACCGCCUCGUAAGAAACCAAGCAAACUAAGGCACUUCCCAUAGACUGGAGUCCUGCUUCCAAUCAUGCUAUGACCUUGGCUUUGAUGGGUCUGGCCAGAGGGGUGUUGGAGCCCAGCCCACCCACAAACCAGACAAGCCCUUAGGGAGCCGGAAAAGAGCAGGAAGAAGUUAAAAUGUUUAAUUUUUUAAAUUGACUUUUGUAGUUACUGAAGUUGCUUGUUUCCGCAGUGAUAUUGUAUAAAGAACAUCUUGUAAAAUAACUUGUCACCUUGCUUUGGCACAUGUACAGUACAGUUUCUAUGAUAUGUGUUCGCUUUACUACCCUCAAAGAGGCCAGCAGGCAGCAGGCUCUGGGGUUGGAGUCCUCUUUGCCUACCUGCGGGUGCCUGCUACUCCAGGGCCCACUCUGCAGACCUAGUGCUCCUUCCUGGAUGGUGAUUGCUGUCAACAUCUGGAGAGUGGGGAAGGCCAGCUCUGCCCUUCAUAGCCGGUCUAGCCUUGUGUUGUAUUUAGGCAAAAGUUUGUAGUCUGCGUUCCCUUUUAUGACAGAUUUUGAUAAAAGUACAGACAGGGUUUAAUUUUCUUUUCCAUCGAUUUUCAACUUGGAAAAUGUGAGUCCCUCAGCUCUUGUUUAAAGGAAAAGAAGUCUGCCAGGUCCAGGAGCCCGCCAUUCCACCGUUCCCAGGGCUGAGGGAAAGACAGCCUUGCUGCGUGCGGCUCUGGGUGUGGCCCCAUCCAGUGGCUGAGGAAGGCUUCCUUCUGUUUCUCGAAGGGGCUUGGCUGGGUUAGCACUAACACACCGUGAUCCUCUAACUGCUUCCUACCCUAGAUGUUGGUGUUUUAGCAGAAAGCUGGUGUUCCCACUGCAGUGACAUCUACCUGCGUGGUGGAUUUUUAAAUUGUCUUAAAGGAGGAAGGGCCACGGUAAAGGGUAGACGUGUAAUAAAUUGGAAUUUCAAAUAAACAUAUGUACUUGUGUUUAUAAAGAAGAGA